Molecule: messenger RNA, 14388 nt
Organism: Coregonus sp. 'balchen'
Lineage: Eukaryota; Metazoa; Chordata; Actinopteri; Salmoniformes; Salmonidae
Source: the annotation of a GenBank genome assembly
AUGUCAUCACACACCAAUCUUAGGUGGAAAAUCAUGCUAACGCUCUUUGCCUUCCCUGUGUGUUUUUGUGUUGUGUAUUUAUAUUAAAAAGACCUCCACUCACCUGACGCUGUUGUUUUUCUUACAGGGCCUCAUGAAAUCAUUCUCCUUCACACAAGGUUCCUCCUUGACUAACAGCUCCCUAAUAAUGUGAAACGUAUUUUUACUGAAGGAUAUGUCAUUGAGUUUGUCAUGUUGUUUCUCUCUCCCAGUUUGACAAGACGUCUGUUCCACCCCUCAUCUAUUGUUGUUGUUGUCUGCAUGGCGCUGUUUGAUGAUGUAAUGUUGUUUCUCUCCCUCCAGGGCUCUGUUUGACUAUGACAGGGCAAAGGACUCGGGGCUGCCCAGCCAGGGGCUCAACUUCCACUUUGGAGACAUCCUUCAUGUGGUGAAUGCCUCCGAUGACGAGUGGUGGCAGGCGCGGCAGGUGACCCGCGAAGGAGAGGUGGAAGAGGUCGGGGUCAUCCCCAGCAGGAGGAGGUGAGGGGUCAAAGGUUAGAAGCUGCCCUAUAGGCACAGAUCUAUGGAUGGGCAACUGGUGCUCAGGGGUCUGAGUGCCUGCUGUUUUUCACAUUUUGCCUGGCCCGGGGAUUGAAGUUGCCCCCAUCCCUUGUUCUGUGUCUCCAACACUGAAAUCUUAUUUUAGGAGAUUAACCAAAAAAAGUUUGAAUUAGUAGGAGUUUUGUCAGUUAGCACGACAUGGCUUUAAAUAAGCCUUCUUACUCACCAGACUCAGCAGUUUGGGGAAUUCAGUUUUAAAACACCAUUGCAUGUCCUGUGCUUGCUGAGUGUGUGUGUGUGUGUGUGUGUGUGUGUGUGUGUGUGUGAGUGAGUCAGCAUAGCACAGUGCUGGUUUUAUCCCUGGGCACAGCAUGGUGUGAAUGCUGAUGCCACUGUGACUGGCACAAUGCAUCAUAAGUGUACCAUAGGAACAGAGAGUAUGCCCACAACCACUAUUUUUUGUUUAGCCAAGGAUUGUAAUGAGGUGUGUUACUGCAGUCUUUCAGUGAAAACCUUCUCUGUGGCAAAAAAAAGUUGCCAUCGAAAACAAAAACCCACCCAUCGGGUUACACUUCCUCUGUUAAAUCAGCAGCCCUUUGACGUCAGUAACAAAUUAUCACAUCUUAUUCUGCAAAGAGGCGCUUGGAAUCAGCUGUUUCAUUAAACUUGAGAGUUCAAACACCCUCCAGUCUCUCUCUCUCUCUCUCUCUCUCUCUUACUCUCUCUCUCUCACACACAUACACUGUCGAGCUUCACCUCUAUUUCCUCCCUCCCUCGCUCUCUCACCCAACAGAGAGGUGACGGACAGAUGAUAAUUGGCUUCUCACCUGACUCUGGUUCGUUUGUCACCUUGGAAUGAUCAGAUGGCAGCAGUAGUAGUAGUAGUAGUAGUAGUAGUAGUAGUAGUAGUAGUAGUAGUAGUAGUAGUAGUAGUAGUAGUAGUAGUAGCAGCAGUAUUAGUAGUAGCAGUAGUAGUAGUAGUAGUAGCAUCAGUAGUAGUAGCAGCAGUAGUAGUAGUAGCAGUAGUAGUAGCAGUAGUAGUAGUUAGCAGUUAUUAGCUAGUAGAGUAGUAAGUAGUAGUUAGUAUCGUAGUAUAUAGUAGUAGUCAGUAUAGACAGUGUAGAAAUAGUAGUAGUAGAGUAGCAGUAGCAGUAGUAUGUAGUAGUAGAGUGAGAUAGUAGUAGUAGCAGUAUAUAGUAGCAGUAGUAGCAGAGUAGUAGUAGGAUAGUAGAGUAGUAGAUAGUAGUAGUAGCAGAGUGAGAGUAGUAGUAGUAGUAGAGUAGUGUAGUAGCAGUAGUAAGUAGUAGUAGUAGUAGUAGAGUAGACAGUAGUAGUAGUAGUAGUAUCAGUAGUAGUAUGUAGCAGAGAUAGUAGUAGUAGUAGUAGUAGUAGUAGUAGUAGCAGCAGAGUAGUAGUAUAGAUAGUAGUAGUAGUAGUAUAGUAGUAGAGUAGAGUAGUAGAGCAGCAGUAGUAGUAGUAUAGUAGUAGUAGCAGCAGUUAGCAGUAGAGUAAGCAGCAGUAGUAGGUAGCAGUAGAUAGUAGUAGUAGUAAGCAGUUAGUAGCAGUAGUAGUAGUAGCAGUAGUAGCAGUGUAGCAGCAGUAGUAGUAGCAGUAGUAGUAGCAGUAGUAGCAGUAGUAGUAGUAGUAGCAGCAGUAGUAGCAGUAGCAGUAGCAGUAGCAGUAGUAGUAGCAGCAGUAGUAGUAGUAAUAGUAGUAGUAAUAGUAGUAGUAGCAGCAGUAGUAGCCCAGUAGUAGCAGCAGUAGUAGUAGCAGUAGUAAUAGUAGUAGUAGUAGUAGCCGCAGUCGUAGUAGUAGUAGUAGUAGCAGUAGUAGUAGCAGCAGAAGUAGUAGUAGUAGUAGUAGCAGUAGUAGAAGCAGUAGUAGUAGUAGUAGUAGCAGUAGCAGUAGUAGUAGUAGCAGCAGUAGUAGUAGUAGUAGUAGCAGGUAGUAGUAGUAGCAGCAGUAGCUAGUAGUAGUACCGUAUUGGUCCGAAUAUAAGACGACCACUGAUUAUAAGACGACCCCCCCGUUUUUUCAACACAAACAUUUAGAAAAACAGAUUUGCAGACUAGAUUUGCCGAACAAAGAACUUCAUUUUAUUUUAAAAUAACAAUAUUAAAACACAGUGAAUUAAACAAAGGCAAAUAGACAGUAGUAGUUAAAUUAAUCAAGCAAUAAAGCACAUUUUUAGAACAGAGAAAGAUAGGACAAUUAAUAAGUACACAAGAAUCGAGAACUAUCUCGAGUCUCAGUACUACACACGUCAUUAGCCCGAGUGUGUCGCUCAGUAGUCAUGUCAGUAGUGCGCUGUAGCAGUCUUAGACGUGUUUUCUGUACGCAUCUUUAUUUAGUCAGUGAGCCCGAAUGUUGAGCUGGCAGUGUAGUGUAGAGAUUGCUAGUGACAGCAUAGUGAAAUUAGCAGUAGUAGCCUCAGCGAUGUUAUAUUGACUGCAGUAUGAGCAUUGUAUAAAUAGGUAGCCGUAGUUCAUCUUAAACACCGGUAGGCGGUGUUAAGGAGCUCUUCCGUCCGAACGAAUUUGCGCCAUCUGUGAGCGAUGUGUAGUAGUACAUUAAGGAGGCGAAGAGUAGAAUGGCUGAUACUAGCAGCGAAUAGUAAGCGUAGCCAAUUUGGAGCAUAUGUAGUAUAGUAGUAGUAGCGUAGUAGUAGCGAGCACAGUAGUAUAGUAGUAGUAGUAGUAGUAGUAGCAGUAGUAGUAGUAGUAGUAGCAGUAGCAGUAGUAGUAGUAGUAGUAGUAGCAGUAGUAGUAGUAGUAGCAGGAGCAGUAGUAGUAGUAGUAGCAAUAGCAGUAGCAGUAGUAGCAGCAGCAGUAGUAGCAGUAGUAGUAAUAGUAGCAGCAGUAGUAGUAGCAGUAGUAGUAGUAGUAGCAGUAAUAGCAGCAGCAGUAAGUAGUAGUAGUAGCAGUAGUAGCAGCAGUAGUAGUAGUAGCAGCAGCAGUAAUAUUUGAAGCAGUAGGAGUAGUAGUAGUAACAGGGUGUUUUUGUAUGAAGUUGUGUGUCAUGAGAGUCGGUAUCUAUCAUGUGAAAGCAUGAGUCAUUGUGAUGAUAGGCCACCAGGAUUGUAGAAUGACAUGAUAUGGUUGCAGUGUGAAAACUGAUUUAUCUCGAGCACUGCAUUGUCAAACUGUUUCUGAUACUUCCUAAUGUGAAGGAGAUUAAGAUGCCUAUAGCCUGUCAAAAAACAAAAACAAAACAAAAAGAGAGAGAAAGUAAAGAAAGCCUGUAGCAGCCAUUGAACAGCCAUACCUUGUAAAGUAGCUUGAGACAGCUGUUAACCCAAAUGAAGGCUUAAAGGAAAGCUGUACUGUACUUGCUGUUGAUGCAGAGCAGAAGACUGUGUUGUGUUAUCCAGAGCUCUGAGUUAUUUGAUUCUUCCUGCUGCUGCUCUCCAAGGUAUUGCCAUAUUCUCCAGUGAUGUCCUCAUUGUAAAGGAAAGAAGGAAAUUAUUCACAUUUUAAAGCUUCAUAGAGCUUUGUACAAUUUUGAUUCUGCUAAUAUUUCCUUCGGGGUCUCAUUUAAAUUAAAUAAAAAUGUAGGAGGGACAUAAUUACUGGUACUUUCUUUUAAUUAUGCUGCCUUCAAGGCUCUCACAGAGUUGGGGAAAUAAAAAGGUUUCCCCUCAAGGCAACUGUUUUAUCCCUGUGAUGACUGAAUCACCCCUUCCCGCUCUACUCCUCAAUCUCAGCAGAGCACUGUGGAAGUUACUAGAGACAUGGAACCGGGAUCUGAGUCUUCACACACACGCAAUACCCCGGCUGAAAAUAGCCAGCUUGUUUCAAGGCACGAUAUAUUCAAUGUUUAAUCAGUGACCCAUGGGUGCAGCCCUCGCUCCGUCACUCCUCACUUCCCCCUUUUUCCUCUCUUCUCACCCCCCCUCUCUUUUUUUGCUCUCUUUUCUCCUGCAGGGUGGAAAAAAAAGAGAGAGCGCGGUUAAAGACGGUCAAAUUCAACGCCCGGUCUCAAGACAAAGGGGUGAGUGUUAGGUGACCCGUAGAGGAUCUCUGUUAGGUGACCCGUAGAGGAUCUCUGUUAGGUGACCCGUAGAGGAUCUCUGUUAGGUGACCCGUAGAGGAUCUCUGUUAGGUGACCCGUAGAGGAUCUCUGUUAGGUGACCCGUAGAGGCUCUCUGUUAGGUGACCCAUAGAUAAUCUCUGUUAGGUGACCCGUAGAGGAUCUCUGUCACGUGACCUAUAGAGGAUCUCUGUUAGGUGACCCAUAGAUGAUCUCUGUUAGGUGACCUGUAGAGGAUCUCUGUCACGUGACCUAUAGAGGAUCUCUGUAAGGUGACCCGUAGAGGAUCUCUGUCAGGUGACCCGUAGAGGAUCUCUGUCAGGUGACCCGUAGAGGAUCUCUGUCAGGUGACCUGUUGAGGAUCUCUGUCAGGUGACCCGUUGAGAAUAGCUGUCAGGUGACCCGUAGAGGGAUCUCUGUCAUGUGACCCGUAGAGGUUCUGUCAGGUGACCCGUAGAGGAUCUCUGUCAGGUGGCCCGUAGAGGAUCUAUGUCAGAUGACCCGUUGAGGAUCUAUGUCAGGUGACCCGUUGAGAAUAGCUGUCAGGUGACCCGUAGAGGGAUCUCUGUCAGGUGACCCGUAGAGGAUCUAUGUCAGGUGACCCGUAGAGGAUCUCUGUCAGUUGACCCGUAGAAGAUCUCUGUCAGGUGACCUGUUGAGGAUCUCUGUCAGGUGACCCAUUGAGAAUAGCUGUCAGGUGACCCGUUGAGAAUAGCUGUCAGGUGACCCGUAGAGGAUCUCUGUCACGUGACCUAUAGAGGAUCUCUGUUAGGUGACCCAUAGAUGAUCUCUGUUAGGUGACCUGUAGAGGAUCUCUGUCACGUGACCUAUAGAGGAUCUCUGUAAGGUGACCCGGAGAGGGUCUCUGUCAGGUGACCCGUAGAGGGUCUCUGUCAGGUGACCCGUAGAGGAUCUCUGUCAGGUGACCCGUAGAGGAUCUCUGUCAGGUGACCUGUUGAGGAUCUCUGUCAGGUGACCCGUUGAGAAUAGCUGUCAGGUGACCCGUAGAGGGAUCUCUGUCAUGUGACCCGUAGAGGUUCUGUCAGGUGACCCGUAGAGGUUCUCUGUCAGGUGACCCAUAGAGGAUCUCUGUCAGGUGACCCGUAGAGGCUCUCUGUCAGGUGACCUGUUGAGAAUAGCUGUCAGGUGACCCGUAGAGGAUCUUUGUCAGGUGACCCGUAGAGGCUCUAUGUCAGGUGACCCGUAGAGGAUCUCUGUCAUGUGACCCGUAGAAGAUCUCUGUCAGGUGACCUGUAGAGGAUCUCUGUCAGGUGACCCGUUGAGAAUAGCUGUCAGGUUACCUGUUGAGGAUCUCUGUCAGGUGACCCGUAGAGGAUCUCUGUCAGGUGACCCGUUGAGGAUCUUUGUUACAGUAUCAGUGCUGUUAUGGAAAUAUUGCUUACAAAAAUAUAUUCUUCAAGAUAGUUGUAGUUUAAGCUUUGUGAAAAUCCAUAAACACUUCAGUGUUACAAACUUUUUCCCAUGAUCUAAUAUUAUACCAGGUGUUGACAAUCAUCUCACAUCAUCAGUAUGCCUGGUUCAGAGCACUCUGACUAAUGACUUCGAUCAGGGGUUCCCAACCUUUUUCGGUCACUGUGCCACCAACUGAAUUUAGCUCUGCCCGGAGUACCCCUGAAGUACCCCCUCUUGCAUUUUACCAGUAAGCCUAUGAUCUCAUGAGUCUUCUCAAGUACCUCCAUUGGAUAGGCCAGGUACCCCCAGGGGUCCUUGUACCCCUGGUUGGGAACCACUGACUUAGAUCAUACCUCCACUCCUUCCACACAUAGAGCUGAUUAAAGUGUUACCUACUCAGAAACUCUAGUCAUGGUUCAUCAGAAAGAACACCGACCUUUUAAAACUGAACAUGCACGUUUUCAUAACAAUACACUGACCUAUGACUUUAUUUUAUAUGGAUACAAUAUUUUUGCUGUUUAUAGUAUUUUAGGCAGGAAUGCUAACUUGAGAUCCACACAGAUUUCAAGUUAGCAUUCUAUCCAUAAUUAUAUUGUGAAGCUGUUUCCACAUGACCAAAAUGAAUGUACCUUUACUGUACUAAUCUGAGGCUGUCUGUGUGUGAGAGGCUGUAGAGUUAACAGCAUGUCUACCAUGACCACUCCCAGCGAGAGACAACACUCUUGUUAUUCAUUCAAGAAUAUUUCCCACCUGACUCACUGAGUCUCCCAGAGGAGAACUGUGCUGCGUUGACACAGUGGUGUGUUUCAUCCACAUGCACAGAUUCUACACAGAUCUGAUCAGUGGCCUUAUUCACAGUACGUCUCAGAGUAGGAAUUCUGAUCAAGGAUCAGGUUUCACCUCUUAAUAAUCAUGAUCUAAAAGGCUAAACUGAUCCUAGAUUAGGACUCCUACUCUUUUUUGAAUACGGGAUUAUUAGAUCGUUAUAUCAUGUUGAUGUGGUUCCUGGGAUCUCUUGAGUAGGAGUACUGACCUAGGAUCUGUUUUGUAUUAAAUAAAGAGUAUACGGACAGAGUGAAGCUGAUCCUAGAUUAGGACUCCUACUCUGAGAAUCCUUGAGAAUCUGCACAGACCUGUAUAGAUAGAAUGUGCAUGUGGAAGGCAGCUGUGUUUCGUAACAUGGCACCCAGACCACUGCAUGACCUGUGCAGGACAGAGGGCUGAUAUACGUUUGCCAUUGAUGUCAAACUGCUUCCACUACCUACUCUCACCAACCACCUCUCUCUCCUUUCUACUUUCCAUGCAUACAAUCCAACCUCACCUCCCUCAUAUUUUUUUAUUCUUGCUUUUUUUGUGCGUUGAUCAGUAUCUUAAAUCUAUCUGAAUCAUGAAGCUGAAGCAAUUGAUCCGUUAUGGUGAUGGAGUAAGGGAUCUUUGUUUUUAUAAAUGAGUGUCUAAAAAUGCUUUAUACAAGGAGCAUGAUAUUUCCUUCCUUUAUACAAGGAGCAUGAUACUUCCUUCCUUUAUACAAGGAGCAUGAUACUUCCUUCCUUUAUACAAGGAGCAUGAUACUUCCUUCCUUUAUACAAGGAGCAUGAUACUUCCUUCCUUUAUACAAGGAGCAUGAUACUUCCUUCCUUUAUACAAGGAGCAUGAUACUUCCUUUCUUUAUACAAGGAGCAUGAUACUUCCUUCCUUUAUACAAGGGGCAUGAUACUUCCUUCCUUUCCUUCUUUGCUCCUUUGCAUGCUUAGACACAGUAUUGGGCUAGUGUUGAAGGUUUUGAACCUUUCUCACUCCAAUCCUUCUUCCUGCUUUAAUUCAGUAUGGCAAUGGGAUGUCUUUUCAUUAAUGAGUCAUUUAUUUGGUCAGAUGUCUGAUAAUUCCUUUUCAUUUACUGAGCUGACUCCGUAGCCAUCUCGGUGUAAAACACUUAUUCUGUUGUAGUUCAAUUCAUCCAGAUCAUAGUUACCCCAAUCUGAAGCUAUAGAGUUAACUUGACUCAAAAGUCAAAGUAAUCUGGACUCAAAGGUCAGAAUUUCUUCCUGCUUCAUGGUAACAGAUUGUCAGUUGUGUGCACUUAAACUAAGAUGUCUGCCAAGUCCAGCUCAGAGGGUUGUGGGUAACUGUCCUGGGUUUGUUGUGUUCACACCAAUAUUAGACACCUCCCUCCCUCCUUCCCUUUUUUGUUUUACCCCGUCCCAUCCUCCAUCCCUCCAUCCCUCCCUCACUCUCUUCCCCAGCAGUCAUUCAAUGACAAGCGUAAAAAGAACCUCUUUUCCCGAAAGUUCCCUUUCUACAACAAGAGCAAGGAGCACAGCGAGCAGGAAACAAGCGAUGUUGACCGUAAGUAAAGCGUUAAAGAGACGGACGGUCGCUAGAACAGUAGGUCAGGGCAGCCUCAGGCACAGGAACGCACAGGAACCGCCAGACACAACCACUAGCCCUGCAGCAGGUAACCCUAGUACCAAGGUAGAGCAUUGGGCUUUAAUAACUAGGGCCAUGACCACCAGGAAAGACUCUGGGCCCCCUAGUUCUAACCAUACUUUGCUCAACCACCACUCUAAACCAUAGCUCUACGUCAGGAAUCCUCUGUGGCCUUAGGCCUGCAUCUCCGCUCCGGUAGCUUUGAGCAUUGCUCAUUGAUUUAUCAGUUUGGUUGGUUUGACCAUUUGGGUUCAGUGCAGUGCUGCGUCGUUGUGUCUAACGGUCGAACAGCGUGUUGUGUUCCAGUAAUGAAUGUCUCUCUUGUGGUUGUGUCUCCUGUUUUGCUUUGCUCUCUGACGACUGCUUCACAGGACCCUGACGACAAAGGACUGAGUAAGUCACACAAGGUUUUCCACUGUCACACAACCAACCCUCUGCAGCUCAUCCCAGGCUCCGGCAGUCAUAUCAUAUUGUCAUCCAUCUCCUAACUAGGACAUUAACAGAAAUACUUGUCAUCCAAUGCAUUCACAGUCAUUAAAACCUCUUUCAUAGUCAUCCAGCCUCUUAAUGUUUUGACAGUCGGCUUAGUUUAACUAACAUACACAACAGUGUGUUUGUACUUCUAUUCUGUUCAAAGCACAAACAGUGCCUUCUCUAAACACAUUGCAUCCACGUAACAAUGCAUAGACCAACACUCAUAUAUCUGAAAGAUUGUCUUCCCGUCAGCCUCUGUACACUGUGGUCAGGCAUUUUACACUGUGUUCAAACAGCAGGACAUCAGGGUCGUUAGCUAGACAGUACAACAAUACUAAUAUCAUCAGCACACUGAAUCAUGCAGUGUGGUGAUGUCACUUUAAUCAAUGGUGAUUCAUUGGUGGGUAUUGUACGGCAGAUCAUGCAGGCUGCUUUUGCACUGUAAAGUCCCCUUUAGAGAGUAGGCCUAGUGUUGCUGUUCGUUUCCCCUUACUCAGCAUAGAUGGAGGUGGGCUCAUUUAGAAACACGUACAGUAGAACAGUGGUUCUCAACGAACAGUAGAACAGUGGUUCUCAAUGAACAGUGGUUCUCAACGAACUGUAGAACAGUGGUUCUCAAUGAACAAGUGGUUCUCAACGAACAGUAGAACAGUGGUUCGUAACGUACAGUAGAACUGUGGUUCUCAACGUACAGUAGAACGGUGGUUCUCAACGUACAGUAGAACGGUGGUUCUCAACGUACAGUAGAACAGUGGUUCUCAACAUACAGUAGAUCAGGGGUUCUCAACCUUUUUUGGUUACUGUACCACCAACCGAAUGUUGCUCUUCCCAGAGUACCCCUGAAGUACCCCCUCUUGCAUUUUACCAGUAGGCCUAUGGUCUCAUGAGUCUUCUCAUGUACCCCAUGUGGAUAGGCCAAGUACUCCCAGGGGUCAUAGUACCUCUGAUUGGGAACCACUGCAGUAGAGAAAACAGUAAUUAGAAUAAUCUAGGGGAUUUAAUAGACAUAGUAGAUAGACUCUGAUGGUCCCAAGUGAUUGUGUGUGUUACAGAGGUGUCAUAUCACUGUCAGAAUCACCUUGGUGUAGGGGACCUUUCCUGUUGAAUAUAUUUAUGUCUGACCCCCCCCCCCCCCCCCCCCCUUUGGCUGUGUUAAGACCCUUCAGGAGUCCUGGAUGUUGUGCUAUUUCAACCAUCAUUUAAAUAAAAACAUAUUUUUAGUUCACCUUUAUUUAUUCAGGGGAUACAGUGGGGAAAAAAAGUAUUUAGUCAGCCACCAAUUGUGCAAGUUCUCCCACUUAAAAAGAUGAGAGAGGCCUGUAAUUUUCAUCAUAGGUACACGUCAACUAUGACAGACAAAAUGAGAAAAAAAAAUCCAGAAAAUCACAUUGUAGGAUUUUUAAUGCAUUUAUUGGCAUAUGAUGGUGGAAAAUAAGUAUUUGGUCAAUAACAAAAGUUUCUCAAUACUUUGUUAUAUACCCUUUGUUGGCAAUGACACAGGUCAAACGUUUUCUGUAAGUCUUCACAAGGUUUUCACACACUGUUGCUGGUAUUUUGGCCCAUUCCUCCAUGCAGAUCUCCUCUAGAGCAGUGAUGUUUUGGGGCUGUCGCUGGGCAACACGGAUUUUCAACUCCCUCCAAAGAUUUUCUAUGGGGUUGAGAUCUGGAGACUGGCUAGGCCACUCCAGGACCUUGAAAUGCUUCUUACGAAGCCACUCCUUCGUUGCCCGGGCGGUGUGUUUGGGAUCAUUGUCAUGCUGAAAGACCCAGCCAUGUUUCAUCUUCAAUGCCCUUGCUGAUGGAAGGAGGUUUUCACUCAAAAUCUCACGAUACAUGGCCCCAUUCAUUCUUUCCUUUACACGGAUCAGUCGUCCUGGUCCCUUUGCAGAAAAACAGCCCCAAAGCAUGAUGUUUCCACCCCCAUGCUUCACAGUAGGUAUGGUGUUCUUUGGAUGCAACUCAGCAUUCUUUGUCCUCCAAACACGACGAGUUGAGUUUUUACCAAAAAGUUAUAUUUUGGUUUCAUCUGACCAUAUGACAUUCUCCCAAUCCUCUUCUGGAUCAUCCAAAUGCACUCUAGCAAACUUCAGACGGGCCUGGACAUGUACUGGCUUAAGCAGGGGGACACAGCAGGAUUUGAGUCCCUGGCGGCGUAGUGUGUUACUGAUGGUAGGCUUUGUUACUUUGGUCCCAGCUCUCUGCAGGUCAUUCACUAGGUCCCCCCGUGUGGUUCUGGGAUUUUUGCUCACCGUUCUUGUGAUCAUUUUGACCCCACGGGGUGAGAUCUUGCGUGGAGCCCCAGAUCGAGGGAGAUUAUCAGUGGUGUUGUAUGUCUUCCAUUUCCUAAUAAUUGCUCCCACAGUUGAUUUAUUCAAACCAAGCUGCUUACCUAUUGCAGAUUCAGUCUUCCCAGCCUGGUGCAGGUCUACAAUUUUGUUUCUGGUGUCCUUUGACAGCUCUUUGGUCUUGGCCAUAGUGGAGUUUGGAGUGUGACUGUUUGAGGUUGUGGACAGGUGUAUUUUAUACUGAUAACAAGUUCAAACAGGUGCCAUUAAUACAGGAAACGAGGGGAGGAGAGAGGAGCCUCUUAAAGAAGAAGUUACAGGUCCGUGAGAGCCAGAAAUCUUGCUUGUUUGUAGGUGACCAAAUACUUAUUUUCCACCAUAAUUUGCAAAUAAAUUCAUUAAAAAUCCUACAAUGUGAUUUUCUGGAUUUUUUUUUCUCAAUUUGUCUGUCAUAGUUGACGUGUACCUAUGAUGAAAAUUACAGGCAUCUCUCAUCUUUUUAAGUGGGAGAACUUGCACAAUUGGUGGCUGACUAAAUACUUUUUUUCCCCACUGUAUAUAAUCUCUUUUACAAAAGAGAGACUUGGUCCAAAAUGGCCGCAGGGUCACCGUGUUGGAAAUAACAGCAUGAAAACACACAUUAACAUUGUAUAAAAGCUGCACCUUGAUGUGACAGGACCUAACCGUGGUCUAAUGUAAGGAUGCAAGAGGAAGGUCUCACAGAUAUACCGUCAUAAUGCCUUUCACAUAAUGCUGCCCUUCACAAAACCUAACUUCAGAGGGUAUAGAGUUUUUAGAAAGCACAAUACGUACAAAGUUCACACCUCCGUCUCCUUAGGGUUCCUAGCACUGCCCUCUCCUGGUGAUCCUGUGUGUAUCUCUGUGUCUUCAUGUUGUGACGUCAUCAGUGGGAGGGGUGUGUCUGUGUGUAUCUCUGUGUCUUCAUGUUGUGACGUCAUCAGUGGGAGGGGUGUGUCUGUGUAGAUCUCUGUGUCUUCAUGUUGUGACGUCAUCAGUGGGAGGGGUGUGUCUGUGUAGAUCUCUGUGUCUUCAUGUUGUGACGUCAUCAGUGGGAGGGGUGUAUCUGUGUGUAUCUCUGUGUCUUCAUGUUGUGACGUCAUCAGUGGGAGGGGUGUAUCUGUGUGUAUCUCUGUGUCUUCAUGUUGUGACGUCAUCAGUGGGAGGGGUGUAUCUGUGUGUAUCUCUGUGUCUUCAUGUUGUGACGUCAUCAGUGGGAGGGGUGUAUCUGUGUGUAUCUCUGUGUCUUCGUGUUGUGACGUCAUCAGUGGGAGGGGUGUAUCUGUGGUGCUGACAUUCCUUUGUUAUACUUUCAGAGCAUGUAACCUCUAACGCCAGCGAUAGUGAAAGUAGUUACCGUAAGUCCUGGUGUGCCUCUCCUUCCCUCCCUCCACCCCCCCCUCUGUCGACCGUUGGCUCUAUUCUGUAAUUAGUUGUUUUUCACUUCUCCGUCGUCAUCUUCUCUGCUUCUGGUGGUGUUCUAUUAUGUACCGUGUGUGUUUGGUAUGUCACACGUUAAGAGGCCCCAAGCUACUUCCUUCAGGGAUGCAUGUCCCCAAGCUACUUCCUUCAGCAAUGCAUGUCCCCAAGCUACUUCCUUCAGGGAUGCAUGUUGAAAUAGCAGUCGUGUUAGGAGGUUUACUGGACUGAUAUGAAACCGAUGUGGAGCUUUAGCAGUGUGUUUGUGUUUGUGUGAGAACAUAGAAAGAGUCUAUAGUGUGCUCUGCUCUCUACUGCUCUCUACUGCUCUUAAAACUACUGCUGUUAAAUCUACUGCUAUUAAAUCUACUGCUCUUAAUUCUACUGCUAUUAAAUCUACUGCUGUUAAAUCUACUGCUGUUAAAUCUACUGCUAUUAAAUCUACUGCUGUUAAAUCUACUGCUAUUAAAUCUACUGCUCUUAAUCCUACUGCUAUUAAAUCUACUGCUGUUAAAUCUACUGCUAUUAAAUCUACUGCUGUUAAAUCUACUGCUAUUAAAUCUACUGCUAUUAAAUCUACUGCUCUUAAAUCUAUUGCUAUUAAAUCUACUGCUAUUAAAUCUAUUGCUAUUAAAUCUACUGCUGUUAAAUCUACUGCUAUUCAACCCUUUUUAGGAAAAGCAAAUCUGCUUAUACAUAUUCACAAGCUUUAUGGAAUGCACGCGCAUUAGCUACUCUUUCAAUGUUUUUCUGAACAGCUGGAGGGAUCAAAGGGGGUCAUCAAGUUGAUUCCGUUUUGAAAUGCACACUUGCUACACUGAUUUGAUAGAUUACAACAGGGAACAGGAGAAUACUGAUAGACAAACACACACACACACACACACACACUCAUAGCAUGCCGACAGCUAGUCUGGCUCCUAACCCUAAUCACAGUGAACACUGCACCGACACUGUUCGUCUAAACAUGGCCGCCUGUUCUGUCCGUCCAAUCAAGGUGGCCAGGAGGAGUACGUCCUGUCCUACGAGCCAGUCACACAGCAGGAAGGUAAGACACAGCUUACAUCAUCAUCUCUGUCACAUAUCACCUGACACAGCAGCAGUAUCUUAUCAAUGCCCCAUUAGAGUUAGUUGGUUAUCUCACUUAGUUAUCUUAGUUUGUUAUCUUAGUUAUUAUCUCACUUAAAGUUAGUUAUCUCACUGUCAAUUAUUGUAAUAUGCUUCUAUAAGGGCAGUGUUGUUACAGUCGAUCCCUCUUGUGUCUGUCCAGUGAACUACACACGGCCCGUCAUCAUCCUGGGGCCAAUGAAAGACCGCGUCAACGAUGACCUCAUCUCAGAGUUCCCCGACAAAUUUGGGUCCUGUGUCCCACGUGAGUACCAACGUUUUUGUUACAUAAACAAUUUGAUGUUUUUAUGUUGACCGUUCUCGUCUUGUACCUAAAGGUGUGAUUACCAGGGCUGUCGGUAAUUAAAUAUAUAAAACAAAUCUAAAUACAUUUCCGUUGUCUUCGUCUGGUUAUUCAGACACGACCAGACCAAAGCGGGAUUACGAGGUGGAUGCCAGAGACUACCAUUUUGUGGUGUCCAGGGAGCAGAUGGAGAAAGACAUCCAGGACCACAAGUUCAUCGAGGCGGGCCAGUACAACAAUCACCUGUAUGGGACCAGCGUCCAGUCUGUACGGGAGGUCGCUGAGAAGGUGAAAAGAGGAGAGGGAAGAGAGGAGGAGGAGAGGGGGAAAGAGAGACGAUCAAGAAUAGGAGGAGAGGGAGAACGGAGGAGAUGA